Messenger RNA from Dichomitus squalens LYAD-421 SS1, 666 nucleotides. RefSeq lists its product as uncharacterized. The record is from RefSeq and is a predicted model, not a curated record. NCBI's taxonomy places the organism in Eukaryota, Fungi, Basidiomycota, Agaricomycetes, Polyporales, Polyporaceae. Bases 1 to 666 code for a protein of 221 amino acids. The transcript has 2 exons.
AUGUUCGAGAGCGACACCGCACAUGCAGUCCAUGUCGAUUUCUUCCACCGAAGUAUUGUUCCCGGUUCAUUGCAAACAGUCGUCAUUUCCAUCCCACACCGUCACGCCUUGGACGCCGUGACGCGCAUGAACGUCUUUUUCCGGGAAUCGGCGACGAACGUCGUGGACCUCGAGAUACGCUGGCCGAAGGCCGUCGCUAUAUGGCCGGCAGACAAGACAUGUCCUGAAGAUGACUUGUACGCGACCUGGAAGCUGCUCGGGGAGAUCAUAGGGUGGUGCGGCAAGCUCGAAACCCUCCGUUUCCGAGCUCCGGAUACGAAGACGUCAAACGAGGAAGCGAGUGGAUUCCUAGCCAGCUUUGGCACGUUUGAGACCAUACUCGCUGCCGUACCACCCACUAUACGCGAAGUUACGGUCCAGCUCGGUUACUCCAUCAAUGUGCCGGCGAACGUGGGCGCUUGGAGGCCCGGAUACCAGUGCUGGGACUUGAGCGCGCUCGACACGAUCUUCGCGCGGGAGCGAUAUGGCGCAUUGCGUCGGGUGACGAUAGAGAUCGAGCAGGCGAGGCUGCUCGAGCUUUUUGGGGAGAUGGAGGCGAUUAUUAUGUCGUCGCUACCGAAGCUUCGAGCUGCUGGCGUACUUCGCGUUGUUGACAACUUUGGGUAA